This is a messenger RNA of Medioppia subpectinata, 896 nucleotides long. The record is from the annotation of a GenBank genome assembly. Lineage: Eukaryota; Metazoa; Arthropoda; Arachnida; Sarcoptiformes; Oppiidae.
CGUGCAAACAAUUUUUCCGCAGACAUGCCUUCAAAAACAUAGCAUACAAAUGUAUUUUCACCAACAAUUGUGACAUAACUAUUAAAACGAGAUCCUUUUGUAUCGACUGUCGGCUCCGAAAAUGUUACGCAAUGGGAAUGAAAAAAGAAUUGAUAAAAAUAUUGUACAAUAAUAAUAACAGCAAAAAAUUUGAUAAAAUCAACGUUAAUUGUGCGGAAAAUACAACACAAAACAAUGCCAUAGACUCGACCACUAAAUUAGGUUUUAACAGUAAUAACAACACAACAGACCUACAGGAGCUCAACACCAAUAUAACAGAUAUAUCAAACACUAGUUCUAACCCAAUAUACACUGACUCGAGCCCUACUCCAAGUCUUAGCCCACUGUCCAGCCAUGACCUAACAGGACAGUCGUGUCGUACAGAUAUCAUACUAAUCCAUAGACCCAUAACUGACUACAGGAACCAAUUGAAUGAAUUAGAGGGCCGUCGGUUGCGUGAGCUGUUGGCGGCGACCCGUGGCUUAUCAGCCGAGAAAACACUGACGUAUAACACGGAAGAAGAGGGUAAAAUCGUGGCGGGAUAUAGGGACGUGAUUGGUGCCCGGUUUGAGUACCGGUUCCGCACGUUUAUCGAUAUGUCCAAAAAGUUGUCCCCUUUUAUUGAGUUGUGCGAACAAGAUAGAAUGAACUUGAUUAAGUAUGGAUGUUUGGACCUGUUUGGUUUACGAUCAAUUGCUAAUUAUGAUCAUUGCACUGGCACAUGGACGUAUAUCAUGAUCCAGCUGAUCAAUAAACCGUCAUCAAAAUCUGCCAAUGACCAGAGGUUGCCGAGUUAUGUCCAGUUUUGUGAUCACACACAUAGUCUGGAUCUACUGGAUCAGAUCAUAUCAAGAUAA